Messenger RNA from Ooceraea biroi (clonal raider ant), 2262 nucleotides. RefSeq lists its product as uncharacterized. Gene Ontology annotation, biological process: detection of chemical stimulus involved in sensory perception of smell; sensory perception of smell. Gene Ontology annotation, cellular component: plasma membrane. The record is from RefSeq and is a predicted model, not a curated record. NCBI's taxonomy places the organism in Eukaryota, Metazoa, Arthropoda, Insecta, Hymenoptera, Formicidae. Gene Ontology annotation, molecular function: olfactory receptor activity; odorant binding.
GAAGAAGAUCAGCGAAUUUUAAAGUAAACGUCGGUCAACUAUUUAUUACGUCAGAUUCAGAUUUAUCAUAUCAGAUUCACAUAUAAAGGUAAUACAUUUUGUGGAAAUAAUAAAUCUAAAAAUAUUGUGAUCGUGCAACGAAUAAAAUAAAGCAUUUAUGUCCCAAAUUAUACAAUUAAAAUCAUUAUAGUACGAAUGAUACUUGAAGAAGUUUUAAAUUAAAUGUUAUCCAUGAUUUAAACUUCCUUGGUUUAUUUAAAAGCAAUUUCAAAUAACGAUAUUUCUCAAUAUGUGCUACGGUAAAGUAUUUAAAAUACCUAAGAAUAAUGAAAAUCCUUGGCCGUCAAAGUUUCGCGAACCUACCUUCCGAGCAUUUUUAUCUUUCAAUAUUUUCCGAGUAUUUUUAUAUUUCAACAAGAGAUAAAGUACUUAGUAAUCAAAAGAAUUUAUUGUCUGAAUAUAAAUUUUAUUUUGCGAAAUAAUAUCAAAAUGUUCAAUAAUGUUGUAUAGCCGUCUUACAUUAUAUCUCAUUAUAUUGAAUUAAACAAAUUGCCCGAAUUACCUUAUACAGAAAAAUGCUUUAAUCGAUAACUGAAAGUUGGAAGGGAUAAGCGGCACUCGUCGUCGCCUUCUUCACUGUCAUACGUACCCCGAACUUCAUGAAGAAAUGGUCUGUUUCGAGGAUCAAUAUUUCAACCUCAACAGAAGUCUUUUACUCGUUAUUGGCUUGUGGCCUUAUGAACAAACAAACCUUGCUCGACUUCGAUUUAUUUUCUUCUGCGUUAACCUGAUGUCACUGAUUAUAUUUCAACUUACAGUAUUUGUGACUUCAAGAUGUACUCCGGAUGUUAUCAUUACAGUGCUUUCUGUUGUGUUUCUUGUCGUUAUUGUUAAGAUGCAAUACAUCUUGUUCAGUGUUAAUAUCAAGAUAAAAUUACUCUUUUGCAAGAUAAAACAAUUAUUGGUACAAUUCCGGAAUAUAUACGGCAAGUUAAAAGAUGAAAAUGAAAUUGCUAUUGCAGAAAAAUAUAAUUAUAAAGCGAGACGUUAUACGGCUACAUUUAUUAUGAUUGCUAUAUGCAGCAUAUUCAUACUUAUCAUUGCUCAAACUUGGAUGGACAUAUGUGAUAUUGUUUUACAAAUUAAUACAUCUCGGUCUCAUAACUUAAUACUAAUGACAGAAUAUUUUGUCGAUCAAGAAAAGUAUUACUAUGUUAUGCUACUACACAUAAAUAUUACAGCUUCUAUAGCAGUAUUUAUAUUAGUAGCAAUAGGAACAAUGUUUAUUACAUUCUUGCAAUAUAUAUAUGGGUUGUUCAAAAUUGCCAGCUACCGCAUGGAACAUUCAUUAGACAUGGAUACAUUAAACAAUAGUAUGAAAGACGUAAAUCUUGUCUCCAAAAAAAUAAUUUGCGCUAUAGUUCUUCAACGUCAAGCGAUGAAUUUGCCGAAAUUUCUGGUAAACAAAUUGGAAUCAAUGAUGUUUUUUUUAAUACUAUUUGGAGUGACUAGUUUAAGUCUCAAUCUGUUCAGAGCUUUUCAGAUUGCAUCGCUUGGAAAUAAUAUUACAGAGAUAAUACCUCAUCUUAUAUAUGCGUUUGCUAUUAUUUCAUAUAUGUUUGUUGCAAACUAUCUCGGACAAAAUCUUACGGAUUAUAGCAAAGAAGUUUUUUUUGCCGCAUACAAUAUUCAAUGGUAUUUAACUCCUAUACCAAUACAGAAAUUGAUACUGUUCCUGUUACAAAGAGGCGUAAUAGAUUUUAAUGUUAAUGUCGGUCGAUUAUUCAUUCCGUCUUUAGAAGGUUUUACUAUGGUAAAGAAAAGUGUAAUAAAAUAUAUUUUAAAUAGUACUUUACAUACCGAGAACAAUAAAGAAUGAUAUUUAUUUCAGCUCGUAAAAGCUUCGGUGUCUUACUUCACUGUUAUACAUUCUACACGGUAACACAAUAAUAAUAAAUCAAAUAAUAUAUUUAUAGUAAUAUAGAUUAUAUAGAUGAUAAUGAAAAAUGAUAAUGAAAAGUAAUGUAUGUAACAUACAUGCAUGUAAGCGUGCAUGUAUUUAUGUGCUUUAUGUUACAAAAGAGAAAGUUUCGAUAUUCCUUGUAUAUCAUAAAUAUAAUCGUGACUGCAAAUGUAACGAAAAAUCUAUGUCCAGAAUUAUGUAACAAAAACUGUAACUUACAACAUAUAAUUUCUGAAAUGCGUCACGAUUAAACAUUAUCCUGUAUAUCGCAAGCAUAAGUAAUAAUAAAAAUUUAAUUU